CUAAUAUUCACUUUCUCUCUAAUUUGAUAUCUUCACAUUCUUUCUAUUCUAUUUUAUCUCUCUCAAAGCUCCCUCUCUCUUAAUACUACCUUCUCUAAGAAUUGCUAUGGCUUCUAAGAUGAUCUGUUACAUUUUUUCCCGAUGAUUUGUGAAUUUGUUUUUUACUCAAGAAUGACAAAUAUCAAGAUGUUCUUGGACACUUUCAGAAAGAUUUUGAAGACUGGGGUGUCCGCGAAGAAUUUGGGUAAGUUUUAACCUAGAACCCUAAUUCAUCUCACAUUGGCCUGCAAAAUAAUUAAUUUUUUGGUCUAAUAAUAUUGAGGAACAAAACUAUAGGGGCGGAAUUUGGUGGUUAUGGAUCAAGAUCCAGAUGCUGAUUGUGUUAACCCUGAAGAAUAGGUAGUGAUAAUUCAUCUAUUGUUCUAUUUGGUUUAAAUUGUAGUAUAUCACUUGUUUUGCUCAUCACUUGCUGAUGGGAAAGUUUCGAUGAUUAAUUUGCCGCGUUUUAAGAUUAGUGGUAGUUUGAGUCCUUCUGUUGCGAAUUUAGGUUCUUUGGUUGAUAUUAGAUUGGAGGGUAAUCAUAUAAAUGGUGUUGUGCCUAGUAAUUGGACUAGUUUGAUGAAUCUGAAGUUGUUGGAUCUGAGUGAUAAUGAUAUUUCUCCUCCUUUGCCGGUUUUUAGAAAUGGGUUGAAACCUAUGGUUGAUGGGAAUUCUUUGUUGAAUGGUGGUGGAGCGAAAGGUCCUUCCUCUGGGAAAAACAGUACGUCGGGUGGAUCGGGGAGUACGAGUGAUGAUACGAAGGGAGGGUCGGAUUCAAGUUCGAGUGAUUCGGUUGAAACGAAGAAAUCCAAAAGGAAAAACGUGGUUUUGAUUGUAGCUCCCAUUGCUGGUGUUGCGGCUGCUGCUUUUCUGUUGAUUCCGCUUUACGCGUAUUGUUCGGAUUGGUAAAACUCGCACCUAAUGGCGAAAAUUCUGUAGUGACUAAACUUGCUGGGACUUUUGGAUACUUGGCUCCUGAAUAUGCAGUGACAGGAAAAAUCACAACCAAAGUAGAUGUUUUCAGUUUCGGCGUCGUGUUAAUGGAGCUGUUGUCUGGAUUGAUGGCACUCGACGAGGAUAGACCCGAGGAAAGCCAAUACUUAGCAGCAUGGUUCUGGAAUAUAAAAUCCGAUAAGAAUAAACUAAUGGCUGCAAUUGACCCAACUCUCGAAAUAACCGACGAAACAUUCGAGAGCGUCUCAAUUAUCGCAGAGCUAGCCGGCCACUGCACAGCUAGAGAACCAAACCAAAGGCCAGAAAUGGGCCAUGCUGUCAACGUCCUCGCACCACUAGUUGAAAAAUGGAAACCGUUUGACGACGACCCCGACGAGUAUUCCGGCGUCGACUAUAGUCUUCCACUUAACCAAAUGGUGAAGGGUUGGCAGGAGGCGGAAGGAAAAGACACAAGUUAUAUGGACUUAGAAGACAGUAAGAGUAGUAUCCCCGCGAGACCUACUGGAUUUGCGGAUUCUUUUACUUCGGCGGAUGGCCGGUGAAACAAAUGGUUGCUUGUCGCUUUGUUGAAUGUUGCUAUUUUAUUUAUUUAGUUUUUUUUAAUCUUUUCUUAGGUGUAGAUAGCAUGCUAUGAUGCUCUUUCUGUCUAAAAAAAUGCUAAGGCAAAAUGUGAGAAUGCUUGUAAUUUCUACUAUGUGUUACAUUGAAGUGUUAAUGGUUGUAGAUAGUGGAGAAACAAUCAAUGAGAAUGCUUGUAAUUUGUUCAUUCA
Messenger RNA from Vicia villosa (hairy vetch), 1763 nucleotides. Its product is annotated as receptor-like kinase TMK3. Bases 1080 to 1535 code for a protein of 151 amino acids. The record is from RefSeq and is a predicted model, not a curated record. The transcript is spliced from 2 exons. Lineage: Eukaryota; Viridiplantae; Streptophyta; Magnoliopsida; Fabales; Fabaceae.